AUGUCCUGGACCAAACACUCGAGAUUCCCAAACCGUGAUGAUAUAAGUGGAACGAGAAUCUUGCCACCAAUUACAUCUUUGAGUCAUAAGAAUUUUCUCCAAUCCAUACGAGAGUACAUAGAGUAUGAAAAAGAGCGCUUGGGAUGUCCGGAAGAGGGACCUGAUGAGCAACGUUUUUUAAUUUUCAGCACCGUAUUUGAUAAGGUCAUUGACCGUACAAGUGCAUACAAGACAAUCCUAAUUACCAUUAAGAAAGCGUAUGAUGACUUCAUUAGUGCUAUGAAAAAACAGGAGUGUGAUUGCAUGCUUGCUCGGAGGAAGCUGAAGGGCUUAAUAGCUCAGCCUACCUCACUGAUGUACAAUCAAAGAAGAGCAGCUCAGCUAAAAGAAAGGAUUGCAGUCAUCAAGACGAACACUGCUAAAUUACAGGCCGAGCUGAAGAAACUUGAUGAGUCCAGGGGAGAGAGAAUGCCCUCACAACAAGAUAAAAGUUUAGACAACAACAUACUGAGACCUGUCGGGCAAAUACCAGGUCUGACACUUGAUGAUUUGGUGAAUCCAGUGGCACUGACUAAGCACCAGGAGUAUCUGGAGCAUAAGAAAGCCAAUCUACUGAGGAAAAUGAGGAAGCAUUAUGUGCCUGUACAAAUUAAAGCAGACCUGGAUAGCAAACUGAAAGCUUGCUUAGAUCAUAUGGAUGAGCUGACAGUGGAGAAUGACAGACUCCAACUUCGUUGCAAAAAGUUGAAAUUUAUGAGUGAAGCCAUCACGGCUUGGGAAGGAUCUGGGACGGAUGUCCCUCUUUUGGAAUUUGUGUGCUCUCAGCUGAGGUGCAUGGCUGAGCUGAAAGCAUGGGAUGCAGACUGCUGCUGGGACAACACUGUGUCAUUUGAAGAGGAUCAUCCUGGUAAAGCUAAAGAAUCAGAGCUCUUGGUGAACUAUAUCGAAAGGUUUAUGGACCUCAUUGAAGGGGGCGAGUAUGAGGCGGCUGCCUUUCAUGCGGCUAGAUCCCCAUAUGGAAUCCUGAGAAAUAUGGAGACAAUGGAGAGAUUUAAAUCCGUCACCGUGUAUGAGGGCGAACUGCCUCCGGUGCUGCUGUUCUUCCAGGCCCUCAUGAUGUCAGUGCAGGCAGGGAAACAGUUGCCGGGGGAGGAUCUGUCUGUGGAAGCUGCACGCUGUGCUCUACAGCACAACUAUGUGGAGCUGGUGACUCACUGGGUCACCCAGCAUAGGUUGACAUUCAGUGAAGCUCUGGGAGAUGUGAUUAGUUCUCAUGAGAGCAGAGAUCCACGCGUUACUGACACCUGCAUGGCUCUAGCGCACAUUGUUUACAUGGCCUGUGGUGUGCUCAGGAAGGCCACACUGAGCAUGUGCAAACGAGGUCUGAUCUACGGAGCUGUUGAGUUUAUGUACCAGAAUAAAGCCUUCACUGUAGAUGACUGUAUGUUUGUGCUGAAAGGAUGUCCCAGUCUUGCUUUACUGGAUGCUUUGACACAGGACUGUGAUGGCAAGCCUGCACCCCUGUCUGUGGGUUUUGUUUGUCACUCCCUCGUGAAGUCAGACCUCGAGGACCUGGCCUUACAGCUACUGGAGAAGAUUCACACAAGAGGAAAAGGUUCCCUGAAGAAGACCAUUCUGGAGGAUGAGAUGUGUCAUGCAGAAGGCUGGAGUGAGAUUGCUGAUUGCUGUGAGAAGAGGAACCUGCCGCAGUUGGCAAAGGAGAUAAUCUCCUGCCUGCUGUCCCAGUCUGGGGCCAUGCGCCUCUCCCCUGGCAGCGAUAGUGCCAAACUGAUGGAGCAUGUGUUUAUGUAA
Chanos chanos (milkfish) is the source of this 1812-nucleotide messenger RNA. RefSeq names its product clathrin heavy chain linker domain-containing protein 1-like. The record is from RefSeq and is a predicted model, not a curated record. The transcript has 11 exons. Bases 1 to 1812 code for a protein of 603 amino acids. Lineage: Eukaryota; Metazoa; Chordata; Actinopteri; Gonorynchiformes; Chanidae.